CAAAAAUUCUGAACAGUUGAAGCGCACGCUCAGUGGCGAUAGCAUCGAGAAUCUAUAACACCAUAACACGGGCAUCAUUACAUCAGUUAAUUGUAAUCAGCUUAUCAGUGGCUUUCAGCUAAUAAAGACAUACGAUCGAUCAGAACGUUUUCGACAUUUCGCGAGUGAUAUUCCGUUUAAAACGAAUCGGAGCAAGUGACAAAAGUGCCAGAACAGGAUACUCCACCAAUUAAAGCACACUCGUCAUCUAAGAUGUUUGCAUUCUCUUGGCAACUUUUCUCUGGCCUGAUCCUGGUGGUGAUCCUGGCGGCCAUGACGACGGCAGCUCCCCAGCUGCAGGAGGUGCCACACUCGCUGCUGGACAUCGAGACGCCCAAUCAGUUCAGCUACAGCCCCUCGCCCUUGGCCCAGCCCGAUAGUCUGCGCUCCAAGCCGUACUUUGACUUCCUGAGCACCCUCUACGCCCACGACACGGCCAAGUCGCAGCUCUUCCGGCCAUAUUCCGCCCGCCAGCGCAGGGAUGCGGCUGCCAAGAGGCUGGAGCGUCCGCGGAGGGCCAUCGUCUUUAGGCCACUGUUCGUCUACAAGCAGUCGGAGAUCCGCAAGCAGGAGAUCAAGGACCGGAAUGCCCAGCGACGUCACGAUCUGAACCGCAUUACACGGGUGUAGUUGUGCAGUAUAGCUAUGUACCUAUGCCAUAGGCGAUAUCCUAUAUAUAUCCUCCAGUGUCAACCCGGAAUGUUGGCCUUCUACAGGGUCCUCUAGCACUUAGCCACUUGCACUGUGUCCUAGCCAUAAGUAACUCGCACUGCUGCACGACGAGAGAGCACUCAUCGCUAUAUUAUAUAAUUGUAUACUCCAUUCGCACCAACACACCACCCACAUCCUCGUAGAAUAAGCCCAAAUUGUUUGUUAUGCCACCUGUUGUCGAGACGUUUGAUUAAAGCUAACAAAAAUGAUUUUAA
Messenger RNA from Drosophila elegans, 965 nucleotides. RefSeq lists its product as uncharacterized. The record is from RefSeq and is a predicted model, not a curated record. The coding region runs from base 253 to 669 and encodes 138 amino acids. The transcript is spliced from 2 exons. Lineage: Eukaryota; Metazoa; Arthropoda; Insecta; Diptera; Drosophilidae.